AGCCUUUCUGGCGCGGGCUGCCCGUCAAGAUGGCGCGACGCCGGCGGCGGCAGCCGUCGAGCAGCUGCGCGACGGCCCGGCCGAGCCGUUGGCGGUAGAGGUGCAGCCUCGCACGCCUUGAGGCGAGCUCAGGCCAUGCGGCGUGGGAUGAUGCUGCGGACAGGACCCGACGUCGCGAGCGCGCCGGGCGCCGACGCCUGCCCGGCGCGCGCUGCGGCGGCCGGCCGGCAUCCGAUCUCCGCGCUCCUGUUGGUCGGCCGAGGCACCUCUGGGGAGCUACCAGAGAGCCAGGCGCCCCGAUGCCUGCAUGACGGAGCCCCGCUCAGCCUCCAGCCCGCGGGGGAUCCGCAGGGCCCGCCCCGCGCCGGCGUGGGCCCCGCGGCGCCCGAGGCCCUGGCGGCGCUGGGAGCGGCGCCGGAGGCGCCGCAGCCGGUGGCGGUCGGCUCCAUGGCGGAGUUCCGGCCAGACAUGCCAGCCGCUCCAGGCAGUGCGCGCGUGGUCGCGCCGCCAGAGCAGCUGCGGGCAGGGCGCUCCCCGCGCAAGGCGCCGGCGCUGGCCUCGGCUGCGCGACCCGGCGCGUCGCCGGGGCCGUCGUUGCUGGUGGCCCCGGCGGCCUUGCGGGGCACCGAGGGGCACCCCGCAGGCGAGGCGGCGGGGGCGCCGACGGCGCGUGGCGCCCCAGGCGGGAGGCCUGGGACGACACCGACGACGCGAAGGGCCCCGUCGAAGACGACAGCGCCACACGACCAGCUGCUAGACUCCGCCGGGACGGCGAAGCUGCCGGGCCCGACAGUGGCGUUACCGUCGCAGGCGAAGCCAGAUCCGGCACAGGCGGCGGCGUCGCUAUCGCCCGCCAGGGCCAGCCUGCCUGGGCCGGACCAGCAGGGCGCGGUCGCCGUCAUCCGCCAGGGCCAGCCCGCCUGGGCCAGCCGCUCACCAGAGCGCAAGCGGGGGUCUGCCCCGCUGGCCGGCAAGAGGCUCGUCGAGAAGCGCCUUGCCACGGAGGCCCCCCGCGACGCAGCAGACGCUGCCGCCGAUCCUGCCCAGGCGGCGCCUCGUGGCGUCUACACGCGCGUGUUCCCGACUUCGUGGAACCACACCAGCAGGCCGAGGCCCUCACUCGCGCGCGAGGGCUCCUUGGAGACCGCCGCGCCCGUCAUGGAGACCACGGAUCCCUGGAGCACGGUCAGGAUGAGCGACUAUAGCAUCGAACAGUUGCCCGCCAGCCUCCAGCACCCCUCCUCGUCGUCGCGCGCCUCCCCAGAGUCGACCUGCUCGACGAUGGAGCCCAGAUUCCUCGUCUCGCCCCAGGACUGGCCGGAGGCCGUGGUCGCGCGGGCGGGCGGCGCGGUGAUUUCUCCGGCCCGCGGCAGCGCCAGCUCGGCCGAGGGCGAGCUGGUCUGCAUAGGCGCCCCGACGGGCCCCCCGGGCGGCGCGCGGAGGCCUGGCACGUCGCCGGCCGCUCCGCGAGCGCGCCCGAGGUCACCCGCGCGGGCGGGCGGCGGGGUGACUUCUCCGGCCCGCUGCAGCGCCAGCUCGGCCGAGGGCGAGCUGGUCUGCAUAGGCGCCCCGACGGGCCCCCCGGCCGGCGCGCCGAGGCCCGGCACGUCGCCCGCCGCUCCGCGGGCGCGCCCGAGGUCGCCCGCGCGGGCCGCGCCUCCGGCGGCGCCCGCGGCCCCCGAGGCCACCGCGGGGAUGCCGCGGCACACCCGGAGGUUCCUGGGCUCGAAGGACCCGCCCCGCGGCGCCGCCGCGGCCGAGGCGCAGGGCUGCCGCGACGGCGCCGCAGAGGCCCACGCGCAGCACGCCGGCCUGCGGCCGCCGCGGCGCCAGCGGGCGGGCCCGCGGCGCGCGGCCGGCGCGGCAGAGGGCGCCGCGGGCGGCGCGGCGGCGGACCCCCACGCGCGAGGGGGCAGCCCCCGCGCGGGCCGCUCGCGGCAGGCGUCCCCGCGGGUCACCUCCCCGCAGGGCCAGCGGGGCCUGAGGCUGGUCCUGCCCGGCGCCCGGGAGGGCGGGCGCAGCCCCUCGCCCAUGGCGGUCUUCGCGGCCGCGGGCGCGGUGAGCCCGAGGCCGUGGUUCCCGCCCGGGGAGGGGCCCUGCAGCCCGAGGUCCAUCACCGCCGAGCUGGCCAGCGAGGGCUCCGCGCUCGGGGGCUCCAUCCGGCUGGAGGCGUCGGCUGAGGGCGAGGGGCUCCAGCCCGCGCCGGGGCCCUGGUCCAGGGCGACCACGCAGAGGUCCAUCGCGGAGGGGGCGCCCACGGCCGGGGUGCAGAGGUCGGUGCGGCUGCUGCAGGCGCUGCACGCCAUGCGCCGCCUGGCGGGCGACGAAGACGAGGGCGGCGAAGGGGACGCGGAGGGCUGCCUUCUGAACAACACGCUCCUGAACACCGAGGACUCUUCCGAGCAGCUGUGGCAACAGGAGGAGCAGAUGGUCAAGCAUGUGGGCUUCACUGCCGAGGCUGGGGGCGCGAGGCACGCCUCGCAGGCCGUGACGUGCCGGGUGCUGGAGAUCGUCCGGCGGAAGAGGCAGCUGUUGCAGACGGUGGAGGCCCGCACCCAGCUGUUCGAGGCGGAGGUCGCGCGCAAGGGCGACCUGCUGCGCGAGGUGGUGGCCGGAACGCUCGAGAGCCCACCGGAGCUGAUGAGGCUGGAGGACUUUCUCGAGUCGGUCACGCACCCCGGGGAGCUGGCUGAGGCAAACAGGGCCGACUUCAGCCUCUUCGCCUCCACGUUCAGGCUGCCAGCGGAUCACGGCACCCUGGUGCGCCUGCGGGAGCAGCGGGGCGAGAUGGCCCUCUGGUGGGCGGAGUCCUGCAUGGCGGAGGCGGCGAAGGGCACGGACUACGCCGCUCUCAAGACCAUGCGCGACAUCGCGAUGAUGGCGGGGCUCGACAGGGACCACUUCCUCUCCUUCCGGAUGAAGCGCGUCCUGAUCGACCGCGUCGCAGACUGGGCGGUGGAGCAGGCCGAGCUGGCCCGCCAGCACGCGGACGCCCCGGGCACCACGCUGGCCGCGGACGCGAGGAAGGUGGAGGACACCAUCGAGAGCGCCGUCAAGGAGGGCGUGCCGGAGUCGGACCCCCGGAUCCGCCAGGCGCGCGCGGCGAUGAAGGCCAUCCGCGACGCCGACUUCGCGCGGCGGCGGCGCGAGCAGGCCGAGCAGCGGCGGCAGCGCGGCGCGCUCGCCUGAGGGGGCACGGCGCUCGCGCGGCCCGCGCGGCCCGCGGCCGCGCCGCCGCGCCGCGGCGAUGCUGCGCUCGGGGAGGAUCCUGCCUCGCUCCUCCUGCCUCGCUCCUCCUCCUGCCCUCCUCCUCUCUCCUUCUAGGCCGCCGCCGUGGCGAGCGAGAGGGGAUCGAAGCGAACGUAGUUUCUCAUGCUCUCGACCCGUCGUGUGCAUGGCGGCGCCGCCACAGAACUGCCUCUGUGGCGGGGGGACCCCCUGUGGCCUCCACUGUAUAACUCAUACGCGGCACCAGGGGAGCGGCAACCAGUGCCACGACGCGGAAGCAUCGCGUUCCUGGCUUUUUCCAGCGCCUCCUCCGUUUCACCUACAACGCUUGGGCCGCUUCACUGGCAGACGCCUGGGCUGUUGCGGGAUGCGCUCGUCGCUCUCGCCCUCCCUCCCUCUAUCGAGCUCGUGCUGUGCGGCCGGCUCGCCUCGUGCUUCGGCCCCGGCGGCGACCCCGGCCCGGGCCGUUCAGGAGUGGAACGCCCGCCAGUGGGCCGGAGUCGGCCGAUGUCGAACGAGCCGGAGAUCGGGAGUGGACAGAACCCCCACCCUGACACGGCGAUUGGUGGAUUGUCCGUUUUCGGUUCUCGAGAGGGCGCCGCGGCCGUCAU
Messenger RNA from Prorocentrum cordatum, 3839 nucleotides. The record is from the annotation of a GenBank genome assembly. Lineage: Eukaryota; Dinophyceae; Prorocentrales; Prorocentraceae.